Messenger RNA from Trichechus manatus latirostris (Florida manatee), 2087 nucleotides. It is a transcript of the gene IGSF6, whose product is annotated as immunoglobulin superfamily member 6. The transcript is spliced from 6 exons. The record is from RefSeq and is a predicted model, not a curated record. The coding region runs from base 430 to 1101 and encodes 223 amino acids. NCBI's taxonomy places the organism in Eukaryota, Metazoa, Chordata, Mammalia, Sirenia, Trichechidae.
UUCCAGCGGUUACUGGCCCACCCACACUUGGCACACAGUAGGUACCCCCGCUGAUGAUGGGCUGAACUGCUCUGGGAAUUUAAAGUGCCAAUAAUCUGUCAAAUCAUACUCCUUGCUGGGAAAGUGCACUUCAUAUAAAUCAACCUCUCACUCAAAAUAUCUAAUAUCUAUGAGGAGUUGUCAAACUGCCAAAAAAUAAAAAUAAAAAAUCAAAUGAACAUUUAGAAAUGUGCUCCGGGCUAAAAUCUCAACUUUAAAUGGUGAAACUGGCCUACAAACAAGCUUUACACAAUUUCAAAAAGUUCCUGAUUACGGUUCCUUAGUAAGAGUUCCUCUCUUCAGUUCUUCCUUCCUUUCUAAAAAAGCACACACACACCAAAGCCAACUCUCAUUUCAAAUUCACACCGCCAGACACACACACACAAAGAAAUGGAGACGGCCAACAGAGGCAAGAUCGCUCUUGGUCUGGAAAUAAAUCUGAUUCUAUUUUAUGUCGUGGACUACACUCACAAGGCCGUUACCAUCGAGUGCACCUUCUCCCCCGUCGGAUGCUCUACAAAGCCACCGAUUAGUCUGUGGUUCCGCUAUGGCGCUCACCAGUCGGAGAACCUAUGCUCACGUGGAUGCCACAGUGAGGCUGACAAGUUCACAGUGAGAGAGUCCCCGGCACAGAACCAAGUUUCCAUCACUGUGAACAGGGUGUCUUUAAAUGACAGUGCAAUUUACAUCUGUGGAAUAGCAUUUCCAAGUUCAGUGAAACCCAAAGCUAAGCAAACCGGAGGAGGUACCACGUUGGUGGUGAGAGAAACUAAGCUUCUCAGUAAGGGGCUACGGAACACCCUGAUAGUGCUCUUACCGCUGCUCUGCAUCUAUGUCACUGGUGUGGGUGUGAUCUUCAUCAUCCUCUCCCAAUCAGAAUCCAACAAUCUAAGGAACAAAGAAACAGAAGAAGACUCACGAAAGAAGAGCGCUCGGCAGAUUUUUCAGGACAUUGCUCAAGAACUAUACCGUAAGAGAUACGUGGAAACGAGUCAACAGCCUGAGAAAGACAGAAACAGUUAUGAAAACAGAAGAGCACUUUACAAUCAGCAAAGACUAUAGAAAUGUUUUAAUUUUUAAUUAAGCCACUGAAAAUCCAACUCCGGAAGCUAUGGCGGUGUUAAUGAACAUACAACAAUCGGGGUUUUGGACAACUGGCUGCAAAAAGAAUGCCAGAGUAUAAGAAAACUAUGACUAAUAGCAACUAUCAAAAAAUAUUAAAACUCAACAAAAUACAACUGAAAAAUACUUUCACAAUUUACUAGGAAAAAAUCUCAGCCUAACAUCUUCAAAAACUUCAAUUUUUAUAACAUAUCCUAUGUUUUUCAACAUAUGAGGCAUGUGAUAACCAUUAUCCUGAAGAAGAUUCAAAGUCACAACACGUGCCUCAAUCCUGAGUGGAAGAAUUGUCUUUAUGGGCUGUGGAAGUAGAGGGACAAUUGGACUCAGCUGAGUAGAAGGACGGAAGGAAGGGAAGGAAAGAGAAGAGGAAGGAGGGAGGGAGAUGGGAGGAAGGGAUGGAGCAAGGACUGACUUAAGGGGCAAAAUUAAAUCAGGGCGAAAAUUAUUUCCUCUGAUAUUGCAAUGGGGCAACAGUACAGUGCACAUUUCUUGCCAAGGUAUGCAAAAUAACUCACAUCAUGCUACCAGCAAAGAGUGAGACUAUAACAAAAUAGAGAACAGAGUGAGAAUACAAUAGCGAAAAUACAGAAAAUCCAAAGCAGACCUUGACUGAAGGUUAAACAGAGAAAGCCUCGGAAGAAAUAAGCCACGGCUGACUCUAGGUGUCAGUGUUGUGCCAAAUAACAGCACUAGGAAGGCGUGUGUGAAACGCACAGUACUGUAUGAGCACCUCUGCCAUACAGAUUUUUGGUAAAUUUAGCGGGAAGACAUCCGAGAAGGGUCGGGUAGAGCAAGGACACAUAUGGAAUUCGUUAGUAUUUCACUAAGAAAACACGAUAAAGGUUGCUCUUUGAAAGCUACUUCAGUGUAAAAAAUCUAAAGUACCUACAAGUGUGUAUUCACUAUUAAACAUGAAUUACAACCUA